UUUCACAACAUUCCUCCCGAAGGAACCUCCUCUCCCUCUCUCCUUGCCCUGACUCGACCGUGUGUGUGGGACUGUGACACGUAACUCGUCCGACGUGACCAGCAGUAAACCUCCAGCUGGGACAGGGAGAGCAGAGACAGGAAUUUCCUGACCCCCUGUCCCCAACCCAAAUCAGUUUUAUUCUGAACAUUUUGUAGAAUGGAGGCGAGAGACGCAACUCCAGGUGCUCUUGUGAACAGUACUGGAGAGGAACAAACUGCAACGAAGGAUGCAGCUCCUAAAAAAGAAACACCACAGACCAAAAGCAAGAUGGAGAAAGUAUUUGGGUUCAGGAAGGAGGACCUGACCUCCUGGCACAGCCUGGUGACCCUCCUGAACCGUCCCACUGACCCUGCAUCCCUGGGCAUCUUCCGCUGCUUGUUUGGUUUGCUGAUGGUUAUCGACAUCACACAGGAACGUGGCCUCAGUCACCUGGACUUUAAGUACCUGGAUGGUGCCCCUGUGUGCCGCUUUCCCCUCUUCAAUGUCUUACAGCCACUGUCGCUGGAUUGGAUGUAUCUGGUGUAUGUAGUAAUGUUCUUUGGCGCCUUGGGCAUCAUGCUUGGCUGUUUCUACCGUCUCUCCUGCCUCAUGUUCAUCUCAACAUACUGGUACAUCUUCUUUCUGGACAAAACAACCUGGAACAAUCACUCGUACCUGUAUGGCCUCAUUGGGUUUCAGCUCACACUCAUGGAUGGCAACAGAUACUGGUCAAUCGAUGGAUUGCGGCGGCCUUCUAUAAGAAAUGCCCACGUGCCUCUAUGGAAUUACACCUUGUUGAGGACACAGAUAUUUAUUGUAUACUUCAUCGCUGGAAUCAAAAAGUUGGAUGCCGAUUGGGUGGAGGGAUACUCAAUGUCAUACCUUGCUCAUCAUUGGCUAUUUGAUCCUUUUAAAGUCAUUCUCCCCGUGGAGUUAGUAAAUCUGCUGGUGGUGCACGGCGGUGGCCUUGUUCUUGAUCUGACCGCUGGCUACCUGCUGUUUUUUGAUGCCACACGACCUUAUGCAUUUUUCUUCGUCUCCUACUUCCACUGCAUGAACUCUCAGCUUUUCAGCAUUGGGAUGUUUUCCUACACAAUGCUGGCCACCAGUCCCCUCUUCUGCUACGCCGACUGGCCAAGAAAAUUCUUCGCUUGUUUCCCAGAAUUCCUCAGGGCAGUCCUGCCACUCACUUCACCAGACCCUCAGCCCAGUACUUCCUGUGUUUACAAUGAGAUCCAAAGCACCAGUACUGAACGCCAGGUGACCCCGCCUGUCGCCAAAGCUUCCAAACUGAGACUAAAGCACAAGCUGGGAGCCAUUUUUACUAUUCUCUACAUCAUUGAACAGUUCUUCCUGCCUUACUCUCACUUCAUCACACAGGGUUACAACAACUGGACCAAUGGCUUGUACGGGUACUCAUGGGACAUGAUGGUUCACUCCCGCAGCCAUCAGCAUGUUAAGAUCACCUACAAAGAUGGAAAAACUGGGGAAAUUGGAUAUCUGAACCCAGGGGUUUUCACACAAACCCGCCGCUGGAAAGAUCACGGAGACAUGCUGAAGCAGUAUGCCACGUGCCUCAAUCAGUUCCUGCCCCGCUAUAAUAUCUCUGAUCCUGAAAUCUACUUUGACAUCUGGGUGUCCAUCAAUGAACGCUUCCAGCAAAGGAUCUUUGAUCCCCGUGUGGACGUUGUGAAGGCUGAUUGGUCACCUUUCCGACCAAACACAUGGUUGAUGCCUCUACUGGUGGACCUCUCCCCGUGGAGGACCAAGUUCCAGGAGAUUGAGGGAAGUUUGGACAAUCAGACUGAGAUCGUCUUUAUCGCUGAUUUCCCAGGUCUUCACUUAGAAAACUUUGUUAGUCAAGAUCUGGGCAACACCAGCAUCAGUGUAUUGCAGGGCAAAGUGAACGUUGAGAUAGUAGAGGAGAAGAAGAACUUCACUCUUCAGCCUGGUGAGCAGAUAAAGGUACCUGCUGGGGCUUACCAUAAGGUGUAUACAGUGUCUGAAGACCCAUCUUGCUACAUGUACAUCUACGUCAACACCACAGAAGCGGCGUUACAGGAGAACUUCACAAAGCUGUUGGAGCUUCAGGAGCGUGUACGCAAUGGGACAGAAACCGAGCCCCUUCCUCCUGAGCUGCAGCCUCUUAUCACUGCAGACGAUGAAGGGUCAGAGUUAAAUGCCACUGACCCGAUUGUGCAGCUGUUCCUGAAGAGGCAACGUCGCAUGAAGGAGGUGAAGAAGCGCAGGGAGGCCGGUGCACUAGAGCGACUGGAGCGCUUUGCAGUGAAGAAGUACUAUACAAUACGGAGGGGAUUCUUGAUGACCGCCAUCGCUAUGAGAAACCUGGUGGUGGGUCUCCCUUCUCUCGAACAGCUGACAAGAGAAGUUGCCUUCGCCAACAUGAAAGAACCUCAGGCAGAAGCCAACCAGGACGAACGGCUGAAAGAUGAAGUUGGUCAUGGAGAACUUUAAAGCUGUCGUUGGGGCCAAAAAUGCUGUGUUUAAUUUCUGGAUCACGCAUUGUUACUACUGGACUGUUACUGGGACAUUGCUGCCCAGAAAUCAAGGGAAUUUUAAUUUUCUAUGCUUUUGAAAUAUUCUGAGUUUCAGAUUAUUUUUAAAUGUAAAGCCAGUAUUUUGUUAUAGCAUUUGUUUACAGAUCAGAAUUUAUGCAGAGGACAAAACCAGAAUGCUGAACAUCAACAGAUAUGCACUGCUUUGCUGUGCAAGACUACAUUUCCUGUUUGUUCAAUUUUGCUUAAGAAUUUUAUAAUUGCAAUUAUGGCUGGGUGACAUGACCAAAAAGAAUAUCAAGACAUUGACAACAUAUUAAUAAUUAUUACUAACAGUUAUUAUUAAUUACUGAAUGGUUUUAAGGGGACACAUUUUAGCAAACAUACUGACAUAAACAGGAUUAGGUUGGGCUAUAGCUCCUCCUGUUGGUCCCAACUCAAAUUUCAAUAAUUCGUGCCCGAUUUCAUAACAAGCUUGUUUAAAAAUAUACUCAGUUUUUAUACUCAGUUUUGAGGGAACAUGUGUCUCUGAUCUUUUAUGCUAACCCUAUAAUGUGAUUAAAAACUGACUGACAGAAAUACAAUUGUUAGUUUGUCAAUCAACAGCCUUUUCUAGUCACUUUUCUAAUAAAGAGCUUAUGU
Messenger RNA from Sander lucioperca (pikeperch), 3179 nucleotides. It is a transcript of the gene ggcx, whose product is annotated as gamma-glutamyl carboxylase. The record is from RefSeq and is a predicted model, not a curated record. The coding region runs from base 199 to 2496 and encodes 765 amino acids. Gene Ontology annotation, biological process: peptidyl-glutamic acid carboxylation. Lineage: Eukaryota; Metazoa; Chordata; Actinopteri; Perciformes; Percidae. The transcript is spliced from 15 exons. Gene Ontology annotation, molecular function: gamma-glutamyl carboxylase activity; vitamin binding.